CGCGAGGUGUGGGAGUCUCGCGGGUUCUCGCGAGAGCGGCGGCGGCGGCGGCGGCGGCGGGAUGGGAGCGCCGAGAUGCCCCGUCACUGCUCUGCUGCCGGCUGCUGCACCCGCGACACGCGGGAGACCCGUGACCGAGGCAUCUCCUUCCACCGGCUGCCCAAGAAGGACAACCCGCGGCGGGCACUGUGGCUGGAGAACAGCCAGCGGCGGAACGCGAGCGGGGAGGGCCGCUGGGACCCGGCCUCCAAGUACAUCUACUUCUGCUCCCAGCACUUUGAGAAGAGCUGCUUCGAGAUAGUCGGCUUCAGCGGCUACCACCGUCUCAAGGAAGGGGCCGUGCCCACUGUCUUCGAGUCGGCCCCCCCCAAACCCCCCCGGACCACCAAGCUGAAGCCCCCCACGCCCGAGGGAGACACCCCAAAGCCCCCUCGGGCCACCAGGAGGUGGAGGCAGGACCCCGCUCCUUCCCCACCGGACCCCCCCUUCACCGCCGACGUCUCCUGCUUCCCCCGGGAGAGCGAAGACCCCGGCGCCCCCCCCGCCGGUGACCAUGGGGGUGUCCCAGCCCUUCCCGGCCCCUCAGGUGCCCGCGGUCCCCUCCCGGACAGCCUUUUGGUGGCCACAGGGGACGAGGAAGCCACGGCUACCCCGGCUCUCCCUGAGGGUGACCCCCCGGCGCCCCCCCGCCCCGUUUCCCCCUCCCUUUACAUGCUGCGGCUGCCGCCGCCGGCGGGGGCGUACAUCCAGAGCGAGCACAGCUACCAGGUGGGCAGCGCCCUGCUCUGGAAGCGCCGCGCCGAGGCGGCCCUCGACGCCCUCGACAAAGCCCAGCGGCAGCUCCAGGCCUGCAAACGGCGGGAGCAACGGCUCCGGCUCCGCGUGGGCGAGCUGCAGCGGGAGCGCCGCGUCCCCCCCGAGGCUCGCCGACCCCCCAAGGAGCCCCCGCCGCGCGUGGUGGAGCUGCAGCUGCUGGGUGACGGCGGCGAGUGAAGGGCUUCCCGGCGGACGCCUGGCUCCUCUCCUCCUCUCCCCCGCCCCGGUGCCGCUGGGAAGGUUUGUAAAUAAAGAUUUCACCUUUUCUAUGAAAAACCAAAAGGGACGGCUCGCACCCGGGAGGAGGAGGAGGAGGAGCCAGGAGAGCAGCCCCAAGCUGGUUUUUGCUCGCUGAUCUGGCAGAAAACAACCGCGGGGUGAAACGAGCUCCUUUUUGUGUUGGUUAAACCGGCUCAGCGGGCGCUGGGGGGGGGGGCGGGAAGAAGCCGGUGCUGUCGGGGGGGGGUUCGGGGUGCAUCUUUGGGCCUGACAUGUACGGGGGAGCCCAGACUGCCUUCCCGAGCUGGCUUAGGUCCCUGCUGGCCAGAAAACUGGAUCAGGGAGAAAUAAAUCGGCUUUCUUCCAGAUCGGUGAGCUAAAGUGGCUCAGCGAGCCCUGGCUGGGAA
Molecule: messenger RNA, 1442 nt
Organism: Tyto alba (common barn owl)
Lineage: Eukaryota; Metazoa; Chordata; Aves; Strigiformes; Tytonidae
Gene: THAP7
Product: THAP domain containing 7
Exons: 5
Coding region: 76-993 (305 amino acids)
Biological process (GO): regulation of DNA-templated transcription
Cellular component (GO): nucleus
Source: RefSeq, a predicted model, not a curated record